AUGGCCACAGAGUUACGGUGUCCAGACUCCAUGCCCUGCCAUAACCAGCAAGUAAACUCUGCCUCUUCCUCAAACCCGGAGCCGCCGCAAACUGGCGACCCGGUCCCGGACCAUUGCCGGGCAAACAGCGCCACCAUGGCCAAACUGACUCUCUUCACCGCGCCGCCCCUUCCAGCCGUACCAGCUGGACGGGAUCUUCAGGCCUGCGGUGGCGCCAGCCUCACCUCAGAAAGCAGCAGUGGCAGCAGUGACAGCGGCAACUAUGACGCCACCAGCGGCGACACCCUCUUAGGGGACUGCGAACUCCGGCAAAUAGGGGCGCAGCUUAAGCUGCUGCGUAUGAAUGAUCCGAUCCGGGAGUUACACACCAUCAUUCGCGACAAGACAGCCAGUAGAGGAGACUUCAUGUUUUCUGCGGAUCGUUUGAUUAGACUUGUUGUAGAAGAGGGAUUGAAUCAGCUGCCAUAUAAAGAAUGCACAGUGACCACUCUAACAGUUUUUUUCCUACAAGGUGAGGCAAUGGAACAAGGUUUACGGGACUGCUGUCGAUCCAUACGAAUUGGAAAGAUCCUGAUCCAGAGUGAUGAGGAGACACAAAGAGCCAAAGUAUAUUAUGCCAAAUUCCCCCCAGACAUUUAUCGGAGAAAAGUCCUUCUGAUGUAUCCAAUUCUCAGUACAGGAAAUACUGUAAUUGAAGCUGUAAAGGUUCUUAUAGAACAUGGAGUUCAACCUAAUGUUAUCAUCCUACUCAGUCUGUUCUCUACUCCUCAUGGUGCCAAGUCAAUAAUUCAAGAGUUUCCAGAGAUCACAAUUUUAGCUACUGAAGUUCAUCCCAUUGCACCUACACAUUUUGGACAGAAAUACUUUGGAACAGACCAAGUUAUUGAAGGACAAUGAAUUAUCUUGUUUAAUAUUGCAGUUAUGUUUUGAGUUUCUACUUGUUUUCCUAAUUGGCUUGGGGAAUGGCAGAGAAAGUUAUGCUAGAGAAGCUUUUUAAUUUUGGAAGUGGGUGUAGUUAAAAAGGAAAUAUUUGAGGCUUAUUUUAUUUGGCUAUUUCUUUAUUGUUGGCACCAAAUUCAAUGAGGCAUACACAACUCUUAGAGAAGAUAGAAAUUUUAAUAAUAUGCUAAUACAAAUUGCUGGACCCUUAGUACAUUGAAAUUGUGCCCUAAUCGGUGAACCUCUUAGUUUAGAGGCUUCUUGCAGCCACAAAUGAAACCCAGAUGAGUCCGUUUUUUGGCCCAACAUACUUCGCAUUUUGUUUAGUUUGCUUUUAACUCUAGUUGGUUAAUGUGCAUAUGGCUGUUGUCACUUUCCUCUACUAUUUCCUUCCCAGAACUCUAUGUGCUGGUAACUUGGAGAGGAGCAAAAAAAUCUUGGAAUUUUAUAUUUCCUUUAAUUCAAUUGACAGACACAGGAUGUAUGGUUAACUCUUCUGAGUCCAGCUAUUGUGUUCUCCCUGGCUCAUUUCUCAAACAGUACAUUGUUGGUAGGUGCCUUGUCAAGCUAUGCUGCAGUGAAGAAGAUGAUAUGGCAUUUUCAGCAACUGGAACUGUAACAUCAGUUUACACGGAUUGAACCAGGGAUGCCAGGAUUCUGAGAAGGGAGAGCUAAGGACUGUAGUGUCGUCAUUCCUCUAGAAAGGAAUUGGUGUUUUCUUUUUAUUUCUGUU
Messenger RNA from Choloepus didactylus (southern two-toed sloth), 1672 nucleotides. It is a transcript of the gene UPRT, whose product is annotated as uracil phosphoribosyltransferase homolog. Lineage: Eukaryota; Metazoa; Chordata; Mammalia; Pilosa; Megalonychidae. The record is from RefSeq and is a predicted model, not a curated record.